Messenger RNA from Penicillium lagena, 1206 nucleotides. RefSeq names its product 60S ribosomal uL6 domain-containing protein. The record is from RefSeq and is a predicted model, not a curated record. Gene Ontology annotation, molecular function: rRNA binding; structural constituent of ribosome. Lineage: Eukaryota; Fungi; Ascomycota; Eurotiomycetes; Eurotiales; Aspergillaceae. The transcript has 5 exons. Gene Ontology annotation, cellular component: cytosolic large ribosomal subunit; ribosome. Bases 1 to 1206 code for a protein of 401 amino acids. Gene Ontology annotation, biological process: cytoplasmic translation.
AUGUUCUCCCAACGGCGCCUCCGCCUGCUCCUGGUCACCGUGGUCGCGGUUCUCUUUCUGACAUUCUACUACUCGGGCGAUGCACGCAAGGUCCAGAACCAAACAUUUUACCAAACCACGCUCUCGGCCAUGAAGGCACAGGAGGCCGCACGACAGGCACGAGCACAGGCUGAGAGCGCGCCCAUGCACCGGCCGGACGACAGUCUCGACGGAACAGUGGAGAAGCCGGCUGUGCCUGUUGCUCAGGGGAAGGGCGAAGACAUGGAAGAGAUCUCUAUUGCGGGACGGACGAAGAUCCAGGUCUCGAAGAACCGCGGAAGUGAUGCGAACGAGGACACGUCCGCGGAUUCGGAGGAGCAAAAGGCCGCGGUUGCUGCGAAGGAGGAGCUGGAUACGAUUCUGAAGCAGGCACCUGUGAUUAUCUUCUCCAAAUCGUACUGUCCGUACAGCAAGAAGGCCAAGUCGAUCCUGCUCGAAAAAUACGACAUCUCCCCAAGACCAUAUGUGGUCGAACUCGACAACCACCGGAUCGGCAAGGAUCUCCAGGACCUGCUGGGGGAGACGACCGGGCGGAAAACGGUGCCGAAUGUGAUGGUGAACGGGAUGAGUAUUGGGGGAGGGGAUGAGAUUGGCGCAUUGGACCAGAGCGACGAGCUGGCCUCAAAGCUGCAGAUGAAGCUUCACAUUCGUUCGCGGGUCGUGACCGUCGAGGGCCCCCGCGGCAAGCUGGUCAAGGACCUGUCCCACCUGGCCGUCACCUUCGGCCGCCCCGAGAAGAACGUCAUCUCGAUCGAGCUGCACCACGGUAUCCGCAAGGGUGUCGCUACCCUGCGCACCGUCCGCACCAUCAUCAACAACCUGAUCAUCGGUGUCACCCGCGGCUUCCUGUACAAGAUGCGCUACGUGUACGCUCACUUUCCCAUCAACGUCAACAUCGAGAAGAACCCCGAGACCGGUGUCGCGGAGAUUGAGAUCCGCAACUUCCUGGGCGAGAAGUACGUGCGCCGCGUGACGGCCCAGCCCGGUGUCGAGAUCAUCACCUCGCCCAACGUCAAGGACGAGCUCCAGCUGUCUGGCAACUCGCUCGAGGGUGUGUCGCAGAGCGCCGCCGACAUUCAGCAGAUCUGCCGUGUCCGGAACAAGGAUAUCCGGAAGUUCCUGGACGGUCUGUACGUGUCGGAGCGGGGCAACAUUAUCGAGGCGUAA